Molecule: messenger RNA, 6331 nt
Organism: Lytechinus variegatus (green sea urchin)
Lineage: Eukaryota; Metazoa; Echinodermata; Echinoidea; Temnopleuroida; Toxopneustidae
Product: mitochondrial cardiolipin hydrolase-like
Exons: 3
Coding region: 238-978 (246 amino acids)
Biological process (GO): piRNA processing
Cellular component (GO): mitochondrion
Molecular function (GO): RNA endonuclease activity producing 5'-phosphomonoesters, hydrolytic mechanism
Source: RefSeq, a predicted model, not a curated record
UGCAAUUCAAUGGAGUGGCAAAACUUUGUUUGUUGCAAACACUGUCCGCGAGCUCGAGGCUAGGCGGGGGCCGCGGCCGGGGGCGGGAUGUGAGGGUGUGAUCUUGAUGAGGACCCAGCCGUGUCGACGGGGCGGGCAUGCUAAGAUCUGCUGCUAGUUGCAGCUGGCUCCUGCGGGCAGGGCGCUAACAUCCCCAUCUCUGUCUCAAAACGCUGGUUCUAUGAAAAACAAGAUUAGAUGCAGGGUGAAAGCUACAUUACCAUGGUAACUGUUAAACAAGUGCUGGGUCUCACUCUGGUAGUGGGUUUAGCCUCAGAGGUCGUCUAUUACAUUUGGAGACGCAGGCUGGUGUCCAGGCUUAGCAGUUACUUCAUCAGCAAGUUCACUGAUUCCCAGACCGAAACGAUUGACGCCACCCCCACCCCUGCAGAGGAUUCAAAGACUUUCAAAGACCCUUACCUCUACAAGGUCCUCAUAUUCCCUGACAGGGUUAGGGCCUGCAAGCCUCACUUCUGGGGAGACGGGUGCCGGGUUGAGAGGUGCUGGUUCUCCCAUGAUGACAAUAACUCCAUGUACCAGUUCCUGUCCCACAUCCGUUCGGCGGAGACGACCCUGGACGUGUGUGUCUAUGUCAUGACCGAUGCAGAGCUUGCCAAUUUUGUGAUCAGCAUGAAAGGGAGGGGUGUUCUUGUGAGGAUCAUCACCAAUCAGGAAGCUCAGAAUUACACAGGCACCCAAGUCGGCAAAUUCAGAUCCAGAGGGAUACAAGUGAGAACUAAUAUCAACUACCUCAUGCAUCACAAGUUUGUAGUGGUGGACAGAAAGAAGGUUAUCACCGGAUCCUUUAACUGGACGAGCCAUGCGACCACGGCCAACAACGAAAACAUGAUCAUCACAGACAACCCGCAGAUAGUUGAUCCAUACGUUAAAGAGUUUGAUAGGCUGUGGAAGAUGUUUGAUCCUGCUCUGCAGAGCUAGUUGGUGCCGACAUGGACCAGUUUCACCCCGCAGCUGUUGGAAUCCUAGGAAUGUACAUUUCUGGACUAUUAAAGCAAAUAUUUUUGCUGGACAGUUCAAGGUUUUAUGGGGGGUUUUCAAGCUUAUGUUGUGUGAAUGUCAUGAGUCUUCUGUUUUGAUAAUGCAAUCAUAUAAAAAAAAAGGAGUUCAAGUGAGAUGAAAGUACGUAUGGGGACAUGAUGCCAUAAAAUGUAAUAGUCUUCCAUUUAACGAAAUGAUAUGGCAUUAUAUUUUGAGAAUCACAAAGUCCCUAUGAAAUAGCAUUGUUAUAUAUAAAAGCAAAUAAUCCUGUACUUACUGUUGAUGACUAAUUAUUAUGAAUACAUGUUAGUAUAAGAAAAUGUGGUAGUAGAGUGUAGGCUACCUGUAUGCAGGGAUAUUGUACAUCCAGUAUACUUCUUUUUACAUUGAAAUGGAUGAAACCCAUUUAACACCAGAAUUGUCUUGUAUUUACCUGUUUAAAAGCUAUGUUCUUGUUCAAUGUUCCUUCUCUGUUUAGGUUUCCCCCAAGUCUAAAAAAAAAUCCAACUCACAAAGCCUUACUGAAGAAUGUUAUCAGUGAUGAUUUUAUUUUUUUCAAAACAAUAAUGCUGGUAGGAUAGACAAGUAGAAAAAUGUAUUUUUCCCUUUACCAGAUUAAUAUGUUAUUUGUUUUUUUUUAUAUUAAUUCUUUUUUUGGGGGGGUUGGCUAAAAAAAACCUCAGUGAGCUUGACUUCAAAUAGAUGUACAGAUAUAUGUGCACUGAUGUCUGCUGCAUGUGUGUGUGUGUGUGAGGACUGUGAAUAUGAUGCAUCUGAAGAACAGUGUACCUAAAUUUGUAUGUACAUUGUACUGUACAUGCUGGAUUCACCGUACAAUGACCCGUUCUGACGCAAAUAUUUUAUCAGGUUGAUAUUUGAAUUUAACCUAGUUUGACUUUUGAGGUAGAAUCAGGACAGUUUUGUUCUUUCAUUUAUAUUCCAAAGAACAAAGCUACGAUAUUCUAUAUGCCAGUAUUUUAUAAUAAGGUUACUAGUGCAUUGUUUUGGAUCCAUGCCAGAUUCAAGCAGUUUUUAUAAUGCUGCAAAUGGAAUAUUUACAAUUUCACAUGGCUGAAACAUUGAUAUGUAUUGUACACCCUUUAUUCACCUGCAGUUUCUGAAAUAUGUUACCACAACAAGUGAUAGAGCUCUGACUUAUUUUGUUGUUGGCAGCCAUAUUUGAUAUCCUCAGAUAAAUCUGAUAGCUAAGGAAUAGCCAUUACAGUCGUUCCACUUCUAUAAUCGUACCAGUUAUUUAAAUUUAAUUUGUAUAUUAGCCCCUCUUAAUGAAAGUGAAAUAAGUGAUGCAUUUAAAGGGAUGAUAUACCAUUAUUACCUUUUAAUUUGCAGAGAAACAACUCGGAAUAUUAUUGAAAUAAUUACAAGUGUUUAUUGGAAUUGUACUUGCCAUUUACUUACAUGUUAUUUGCCAAAAUGCCAAGCUAAUGUGUGCUUGGAUUAUAGUGUUAUUUUGUACAAAAUAUGAAUUUGUAAGCUUUACAUAUUUCAUUUUUAUUAAAAAAGAUGAACUUAGAAAUCUGUUUGUUUAUUCUUUAACCUGUCAGAAUAUCAGAAUUCCUUAUCACUGCUGAUACAAACAUUACCAGUAGCAAACUUUUUGCAAUAUCAAUCCAUGUUAACACUCGGUCAUCAUGACAUAUCCUUCUUUACAUCCAAAGAACAUUCAAAUCGAUAGAUGACACGUCGGUCAUUUCCAAUUGCCCCCGACAAUGCAUUUACCUGAUCAAUUUCAACAGUGUCCUUCUAUAAGUGUGUUCAAGAAGAUGCUCAAAUUUCAUUUGUUUUUAUAUAUUUAUUGCAAGUUGUAUUUCAUUUCAUGUAGUUUUAUUCUUAGGUUUUUCCCAUGGUUGUAUUUGUUUCUGUCAUUUGUAUAGCUCUUGUAACUUGAAAAAGUGCUUUAUAAAAAGUAAUUAUUAUUACCAUCAUUUGAGAUAACCGAAAGCACAAUUGUAAAAAAGAUCAGUUAUUCCCUUAAGAUUAUUUUAAUGUCGUUUUUUCAGAUUUUUUCAACCAUUUUGUCAAAAACACCAUUCUCCAUAAGAUUAUACUCCCCAUAUUUCUCAUCUUUCACCAAGUAUACCUUCAUUUCAUUAUCUUAGAAUUACAUAAUGCAGAAAACAACAAAUUAGCAAUAUAUUCCAUUUAUUUAUUCUCUAUUUUUACAUAUAUAGUAAAGACCAAUUAUCUGAACACUAAUAUGUUAGUCAUAUUGAUGACCAUUUACACAUAAUAUCACACAAUACAACAUAUCCUGAUACAUAAAACAUUACUAAUAAUUAUAUUUGUUAUUAAUAAGCCAGUUCACAGUUCAUUGUCGGCUUCUCUCAAAUGACCUUUCCCAUAUUUCAUUACAACAAUGAGCACUAACACUUUCGUAUGAAGAUGCUGCUUAAGCUUCCUAGACAUAGCAUCCUUUGGUAUUCUAAUUCCACUUCCAGGGGAAGUUCAAAUUCCAGGGGACCUUAACACAAAGCUUAGCAAUGAUCGUAGAACAUUUUUCUACAAAUGAUUCCAUUGACUACAAUGUACAAUCAAUGGUGAGAAUCAAGAGUAUGAUUAAUCACUAACUUUUGUGUUACAGAACCCCAGUGACUAGAAUAGUACGUCUCAGUGAUCAAGUUUGGAUAUUGUGGUACCGUCCGCUUCUGGCACAUUGACUGUUAUUUGGGCUACCAUCAAAUACCAAUGAUUAUGAACACUUUGUUACUCUUAAGCAGAUGCAAUGAACAAGAAUGUUUUGAAAGGAAUAUGUGAAUAACUAUCAAAUCACAAAGCUAAUUUGAAAUGCAUCUUGAUGGUCUAUCACAAAUAAUUUUUUACUGCUCAUGCACAGUUACAACUGUGUAAAGCCUUAUUUGGUAACAGGCAGAAUUACCAAGUAUUAAUGCAAUGGUACUCAGUCAUCCAGGUAAUAUUGCAAGAGAAAAUUUCAUUACAUUUGACAAUUAUGCUGUUACAAAAUGACCUUUGAUGUUGUUUAUGAUUUUUCUGAAACAUUUAGAGACAAAUUAUUGGUAACAAACAAAAUCACAAAUAUGAGCAUAGUCAGAUUGAAACGGCAAGACAUCCUGAUAAAUACUUAUAUUUCUCAUUAGAAAAUUAUUGUUCUUAAUAAAUAGUAUCCAUGCAAAUGUAAUCAUUGCAAUGGUGCUCUGAUAUGCAAUCAUACACUGAUGGCAUUCCUCUGUAAUUUGAAAUAAAAUUGCAUGCAGUUACAAUCAUUUGUCUUUGACAGCAUACUCCGACUUGUUUGCAUGCAAACCUAAUUAACUCAGUGGAUGAAAUAAAUUCUCCUUAACACAUACAUGUAUAGCCGUUACUCAGUGUUAUCAACAUCCAGGGUAAUUUUGUUAGGACAUGCACUUCCUGGUAGUAGUUAGCACAGCAGGGCUCCGUCUUACAAGGAGUUACGAUCGAUCCAAUCAAUCUCAACUGUAUGGAAAUCCAUCCAUACCAUAAUUUUUCUACAGGAAAUUAAUCUUGAAGAGAACGAUGAAUGAAUAAAUAUAUACAUCAUAUCUAGAAAACAUUUUGAACAAGUUUACAUUUUGAACUAAUUUGCAUUUGAGAUGUUGACUUUGCUGGCGUUCCAUAGUUGUGGUUGAUCGGAUCAAUCGCAACUCUUUGUAAGACAGGUGCCUUGGUGAUCAACACUACCGUUUAGAGCUAGGUACCUCAGCUGAUUGAGAAAAUUUUUAUUUCAUUGUUUCUCCAGCUCUAACUUUUUUAAGAGUAUGUUUGCACAAUCAUGGAUCGAUUUCAGCUCAAGAACUAAGAGGAUUUUUCAACGGUCAUGUGUUCCGAAUGCAGGAAAACGCUUAUCAGCUGUUUGGACGGAAAGUACCCCCUCACUACACAUCCUUGUACUUCGAAGAUUUUUAGAGGACACCCUCUUCAACACCAAUGGAAGUCCACCUGCUGGACUAUUGAACAAUUCGCCGACAACGAACGUUGAUGGCGCGUCACACCUACACAAAACUUAUCCCUUUUCAACAUAUUUGUUUUCGAGCGGAAAUAUUCGUGGACUCGCGCGAUCAGUGGUCUGGUGCGGUGUGUACUAUGUGAAUCAGAGGCGUAAUGUGUGGGAGAAUUAAGCGGAAAAUAAAAUAAUAAUAAUUAUACUUGCUUAUAUAGCGCUUAAUACUUUGUCAGAAGUCUCUAAGCGCUCUACAGUAUAUGCAGCAUAAUUACCCUGGCUUUAGCAGUGCAGCUGUAACGCGCGCUGCGUUUCAAGGAAUAAAUUCCUGCCAGGUACCCAUUUACCUCACCUGGGUUGAGUGCAGCACAUUGUGGAUCAAUUUCUUGCUGAAGGAAAUUACGCCAUGGUUGGGAUUCGAACCCACGACCCUCUGUUUCAGAGUCCGGAGACUAAUCCACUGGGCCACAACGCUCCGGCCAGUGUCUGGACUACACCAAUGGUUGGUAAAAUAGCCGAGUAUAAGCUAUACAUGAUAAGGAGAAUCACAACCUGCAUUAUGAAUUUUAAGUUGGCAUUGUCUUGCAAUAUUCCAUCGAUUUAAUUGAUUCUUGAUACCUUGCAAGAACAGAACACCAUUGCACACACUGAUCGUAACACCAAUGCCAUACAUCAUUGUAUACCGUAAUCUGUAAUCAUGCCAAAAGAAAUCUCGGUGUACAUAUAACAAUGAAUACAAAAAAUAGAAAUUAUAUACCGGUACAAACACAUAUAAAAACAAGUUUAAAGAUUAGAGUUGUAUAUAUUUAUACUUGGUAAAGAUAAAUGAUAUGCAUCAUGUUAUUCAUGUAAGUUUAGUGCCCCCCCAAAAAAAAUAUAUAUAUAUAAUAAUAAUAAAAACAAUGUGAUAAUAAAUCACAAUGUACAAUGUAUAUCCAUGACACAAGAUUUAUUGAUCUUUUGCAACCUAUCUAAAUUUAGCCAAAGCCAAAGUUAAACUUUCUGCCAAGUAUCCAUAAAAGAGAAAAUUACCGUACGCCAUGUGUCAAGCGAAUCAGAGCACGUUCAGAGGUACAUCACUAUUAAAAAAGAGUGCAUUUGAAAGACUUGUAUUCUGUACACUUAUUCGACCACAACAGGCUAUGCCAGUGACAUUCUUAAUCUGAGGCCUGACUUACAAAGAAUUAUGAUGGAUUAAAUUCAAACUCAAACUGCAAUCGAUCUAAAGUUUUGUACUUGAAAUGAGAAAUUGCAGUAACUUUCGCAACUCUUUGAGAUGGGACUCAGGGUGUUGUAACAAAAGAGAUGCAAUUGAUAUUAACAAUCAAUAAUAUCAAUUAUAACUUUUGUACAAAC